CCUAGCGACGGAGGAGGAAGGUUACCCGGACAGCAAACCCCGUUGCCUUGGCGACCCCCCGUUGCUAACCCCGGCAGCAUCGGGUACCACUGGGGGGGGGUCGGAGCAGCGCUGGAGGCCGGGGACACCCCAAGGCGGCGAGAUGACACCCCUACCUCAUACCUCCCGCAGUGGCCGAGGAGCAGACAGAAACCUCUUCCCCGUGCAAAGUCCGGAGGGAAACUGAGGCACACGGCGGCAAAAGACGACGGCAGCUUCCCCCUUCGUCCCAGCUGCUUUCGCGGGGGUGGGGAUAGGGAGCGGACACGACCGUCUCCUGAUCCUCGUGUGUCGAUGCCUGUGGGCUAGCAACAGGCAGCUGCGCCGGCCCAGGUCAAGCCGCCCCGGGGCCUCGGAGGAGAGCAGGGUCUUCUGGCAGGGCCCCCUUCUGGGGCGAACACCCUCUCUCCGCACCUGCCGGCCUGCCCCGGCUCCCCCCCAGCCGCAGCCAGGGCUGAGGCAGCCGGCCCCCGGGGGUCACGGGGUUCCCCUCCCCAGCGGGCAGAGACCCCGGUUUGGUCCCCGAGUGCACCAUGGGCGGGGCUGGGCCCCAGCUCCAGCACUGGGGGGCUGAGAAAAGUGAAGCCUGCGGAAUCAGCUGCAGUGCCCACCAGAGCCCCCACCGGGCCCCUGAACCCCCAAUCCCGGCAGCAGAGACGGCACCGGUGGCUGGAGUGAACGUGGUGGUGGUGGUGGAUGGGAGCUGUAUCCUCCAAUACACUCAUCGGGACUCCCCCUGCCGUUGUCUCCGCCGUGGGGACGCCCAGCUGGCCCGCCGGCCUCCCCCCUGCUAUGGGGCCGCUGCCCCCUGCAGCCCCCCUGCUGCUGGGCCCCCUCUCUCCCGCCGGGCCCGGGGCCUGGGGGUCCGCUGCUGCGCUGAGUUUUGCCUGGGGGAGGAAGAGGAGCGGGCGGAGCGGAGACCCUGCCACCCGGGAGCGCCCCCCCGCCGUGCCCCGCCGCCCGGCCGGCUGACACCAGUGCCCCUGCCCCGCAGCGCCACGGGGCCCUGGUUUACGGUGGAGGCGCCAGAGGACGGUGGACCCGGGGCCCAGGUGGCCAGGAUCUGGGACCGGGGGCGCUGCCCCCUGCUGGAGGAGGGCGACCUCGUGGCCAAGGUGAACGGGGCUGACGUGAGGGGCCUCGGGCCCCAGGAGGUGGAGAAUGUCCUGCAGCAGCACACGCGGGCCGGGGACGUCAUCCUGCUGGUGGAGCGGAGAGGUCCUGGACUCCGCCAGCCCCCCCUGGAGCCCUUGUUCUCCAUCCCCUCCCCCUGCCGGGAUCCCCCCCAGGCGGGGGGGCCCCGGGGCUCUUGGGGGGGUCCCAGCGGGGAUACUCUGGCCGUCACCAGCUUUGUGGGGCCCGAACCCAGGGACGUGCUGCUGUGCCCGGCCCGCUGUCGUGGGGGGGAGGCCCGGAGGCCGCGACGCCCCCAGCCCGCGGGGGGCCCCGGGGAGCUGGGGGGCAGCAUGGCCCCAGACAGCGCCGGGAGAGCAGCAGACAGGCUGGUACCUGGGCCCAGCAGCGACCCCCCCGGCGGGAAGCAUCCGGAAGACGGGGGGCUUCUGGCUCGGUUCUCCCACCCUGAACUCGGGGGCCUCUUUCGCCAGGUGGGGGCCAAGGUCCGGCUGCGAAUGCUGCCCCCCCUCAGGGACAUGGCUGCCUCCAGCGAUCUGGACGGGGCCGACAUCCAGGUGGAGGAAGGAGCCGGGAGGCCGGGGUGCCGGCUGCCCCAGCCACAGUGUCUGUCAGCCCCCCGGGACCCCCCCAGCUACUCGGUGGAGCUGCUGCGUGGCCCCCUCGGCUUCGGGUUCAGCCUGCGGGGGGGCAGCGAAUACAACAUGGACAUCUACGUGCUGGGGCUGCUGGAGGGGGGGCCGGCCCAGCAGAGCGGCAAGAUACAGGUCAGUGACCAGCUGCUGGAGAUCAAUGGGGAGCCCACGCUGGGCAUGACGCACGCCCGGGCCGUGGAGCAGAUCCGCCGGGGGGGCAGCCGCAUCUGCCUGGUGCUCAGGAAAGGCGACGGCUUCGUCCCCGACUACGUGUCCGUGUGCGCCCCACAGCAACUCCGCUCUGCAGCCUGGCGCUGUGCGUCACCAACUCCCGGCGGGGGGAGCCCUGCUUCUGCCUCGUGGGACGGCUGGAGCGUGACUGACCGUGAGCACAUCCCCAACCCCGCCGGACGGGACCGGAUGCCAGAGGGUGGACCGGCACCACACGGCUGGAGAGCAGACACAGCCGAGAGGUCUCCGCGCUGGGGACGGGAUGCCAGGGGCUGCCUGGAGGCUUCUCCCAGCAGUGCCGAGCGAGGAUCCCACCGCUGCCACCAACACGGGUUCCGGGACCGUCGGGGCGCAGAGCAGGGCUGGCCAGCAUCGGGGACGGAGGCGGAGGCCAGGAAGGGAGAGAGCGGGUCCCUCUCCCCACAGAGGGAGCAGGUCUGGAGGGGCCUCUCGGAACCAGCCCCCGGGCCCUGGCUGGUGCCCAGCAAGGAGCGCCUCUCCCGAGCCCUGAGGGGUGUCUGCAUGGGAGAGGGGGAGGACGAUGAAGGGGGCAGCUUGGGGCAGGGCAAAGGCAGAGAGGUGAGGUGGAGGACCUAGUCCAGCCCCGCCCAGAGCAGGAUGUUCUCAGUGCCUGGGAGAAUCCACCCACCCCUCAUCUGGAUGUGCAAUGGUACCUUCCAUUCUCAUCUCCACCUCUUCAACCAGGGCCCAGCUAUGUAGUGGUACCCUCCACUCUUGUUCCCCUCCCCAUUUUGAUUAAGGGUACUGUCUAAUCUACUCACAGUGGUACCUGCCAUUUCCUCCCCCCCAAUCAGCUAUGCAGUGGUAUCAUCCUCUCCUGUCCCCCACCCUCUGGGCUGUGAAAUGGUACCUUCAGUUCAUCUUGUGCGUGUCUCCCCCCCCCCAACCAUGCAAUGAAUGGUACUUUCCUAUCUCCCCUCCCCCAUUCACAAUCUGUACUCAUACCUUCUACUCUGCUGGUACCUUUCCCCCCCACCGGUCUGUGCAAUGGUGCUGUCCACUGGUGCCCUCUUUGGCAAUGGUAUUGGCCACUUGUAAUUUUGCAUCCCCCAUGUCAGGAUUGCAAUGGUACUGUCCACUCUACCUUGCCAACAUUCCACAGAGCCACACGUGGACUGACCCAUUCCAUGGAAGGGGAGGAAACUGAGCCAAUCCAUUCCAUGGGGGGGGACUAUCCCUGAAUAGAGCAAUGUCAGAUGGACUGAUCCAUAAGGGGUGGGAGCCACCACAUGUGGCUUGAUCCACUCCAUGUAUGGGUGUGUGGGGGGAAAUGGACCCAACCAUUCCCUUGAGGUGGGGGAAGGAUAUCAUCAAGGGCCAAACCAUUUCAUAGAGCAGGGGGAAUAGACCAAUCCAUUGCAGGCUCACAUUUGGACUGAUCCAUUCUGUGCAGCAGUGGGGGGGGGGGAAUCACAGACCUAUUCCAUGGAGGGGGGCAGAAUGGUUCGAGGUGGGGGGAGAUGGGAAAUGGUUGGUUCUGCUCCAGAAGGGGUCCUCCUUCCCCAGGGGAUGGGAGGGGUGGAGGGGUCGCGGUCUCGCAUUAAGAUGCUGCAGUUGCCUUGGUUUCUGUCUCCAUGGGGACAGUGUUUAUUUAAAAUGAACAGAAACUCUCCUACCGGCAACGAAUAAAAAGGAAAAAACCCAAAGGGGUUUGUGGUUGUGUCGCCUGAGUCAUUUCAGUAGCACAAAGGGCAU
Molecule: messenger RNA, 3755 nt
Organism: Mauremys reevesii (Reeves's turtle)
Lineage: Eukaryota; Metazoa; Chordata; Testudines; Geoemydidae
Gene: MAGIX
Product: MAGI family member, X-linked
Exons: 12
Coding region: 573-2636 (687 amino acids)
Biological process (GO): signal transduction
Cellular component (GO): cytoplasm
Molecular function (GO): protein binding
Source: RefSeq, a predicted model, not a curated record